Molecule: messenger RNA, 2859 nt
Organism: Mus pahari (shrew mouse)
Lineage: Eukaryota; Metazoa; Chordata; Mammalia; Rodentia; Muridae
Gene: Ahsa2p
Product: activator of HSP90 ATPase homolog 2, pseudogene
Exons: 9
Coding region: 101-1096 (331 amino acids)
Biological process (GO): positive regulation of ATP-dependent activity; protein folding
Cellular component (GO): cytosol
Molecular function (GO): ATPase activator activity; protein-folding chaperone binding
Source: RefSeq, a predicted model, not a curated record
CUUCUGGCACUUUCUGGGAGCUGCGGGCGAUCGGCUCACAGACCUUCUGGCCGGAAACCCGCGCGCUCCCGCUACCAGGGCCCUCGUCGUCAGCGCCGCCAUGGCCAAGUGGGGCCAGGGGGACCCGCGCUGGAUCGUGGAGGAGCGGGAGGACGGGACCAACGUGAACAACUGGCACUGGACAGAGCGGGAUGCCACUGUUUGGUCAAAGGGGAAGCUCCGAGAGCUCCUGGUUGGCAUUGCAAUGGAGAAUGAGGCUGGCCGAUGUGAGAUCAGUGAGUUGAAACAGGUGGAAGGUGAGGCUUCAUGUAACAGCCGCAAAGGGAAGCUUAUUUUCUUCUAUGAGUGGAACAUCAAGCUGGCCUGGAAAGGUACAGUUAAAGAAUCUGGUGCAAAACACAAGGGACUGAUUGAAAUACCCAGCCUUUCUGAAGAAAAUGAAAUCAGUGACACCGAGGUGAACGUGAGUAAAAAGAAAGGCGAUGGGGAGAUACUGAAAGAUCUCAUGAAAACGACAGGCACCGCCAAGGUCAGAGAGGCCCUGGGAGAAUACCUCAAGGCACUCAAGACGGAAUUUACAACAGGAAUGAUUUUACCAACAAAAGCUGUAGCAACCCAGGAACUGACUCUUCAGAGGAAACUGACUGAAAAUACGUUGCAGGCUUCUCCAGUGGCACUGGGUGUGAAGAUUCCCACAGUAGCUUUGCACUUGACAGAGCUGUUUGACACGACAGUAGAACAGCUGUACAGUAUCUUCACUGUAAAAGAAUUGGUGCAAAAAUUCUCCAAAUCUCCUGCUGUAUUAGAAGCUGAAAAGGGAGGCAAAUUCCAGAUGUUUGACGGGAACAUCACUGGAGAAUAUGUGGAACUGGUAACAAAUAGGAAAAUCAUCAUGAAAUGGAGAUGUAGGAACUGGCCAGAAGAACACUAUGCAACAGUUGAACUGAAUUUUGUGCCUGCUCCAGGGCAAACGGAAUUACAAUUGGACUGCAAGGGAGUUCCUGUCUGUAAAGAGGAAAAUAUGAAAUUCUGUUGGCAGAAGCAGCACUUCGAAGAAAUAAAAGGUUUACUUGAGCUUACCGCCCAGAAUGCUUGAGUUAGGUUUUGAUAAGGACAUCCUUUUUAAAAUAGAAACCUGUCCUGUUUACUUACCUCUUUUUCCUUCCUUAAAAAGUACCUUUCCCUCAAGGCCCUUAAUUUAUUUUGUAUUGGAUGAAAUUCAUGAAACAACACAAUCUAAAAGCAUUGUUUGAAAUAUUCUAGCUGCUGCAUUGAGUGAAAUCAGGUGUCGUAUCUCACCUUCAGUGGGUGUUCCUCUGAGAUAAGUAGGUUAGGCUGAGCUCCCCAAGCUAAGCUGGUCAGAGGAUGCUACUGGAUUCCUACAGUUGACUUAAGCUUAAGACAAAUAAAUGGCAUGCUACACUAUCCCUUUAUUCUAAGUGCUGCUGCUGUGAGGGCUAGGUGGCUGCACCCCGUCCGGCACACUUCUCUGGCUCUCCUUGCUGUCUUCCCAAUAGUCAGACACCUGGGGGUUAAAGGGAUGAGACAUCGCAUGGCAAGUGUUAACUGUUUUGGACACAAGAGGACUUCUCACAUAGCAGAAUGGCCACUUGCUUCCCUUUCAGUCUCCUUACUGCUGUCAUUUGAAGAAACUGAAACAACUUAUGUAACAAAGGAAAAGUUAUCACAGUCAGUUUAUAAGUACACAGAACAGCAGUCAUGUCAAUAAAAAUAAAACAAUUAUUUUUACAUCAAGUGUGCUUUAUUUCCUCCACAGGUAUUCUGUUAAAUAAAGCACCAUUUAUAUACUGCCAGGCCACAGCUAAAGAGGAUUCUUUACAGAAUCAAAUUUCUUGUGGUUGUUCCGUAUACAAGUAAACUUAAUUUUGAUAAUAAGAACCACAGCGAUCAGAGGCAAUCUGCCUCUCUUAUUUUAAGGUACAAAACUGGCACAGAGGACACCAUAUUAUACACAGUAAAAAUGCUGUAAGUUUAAAUUACAUCGUACAGGGUCAGAGCCCUGCUUCUCCCAGAAAGCCAUAUUAAAUGAAAGCCACUACAGUGAACUCUUAAUUACAUAAAACAUAGCCAUUAUCUGAUUGCCCUUUAGAAAGUAUACACAAGAUGCACAUUUUUUUUUUUUUCAAUCUGGAAUUCUGCCUGACCAAGAAUUGAAGCCUAUAAAUCUAUCUUGCCAUUCAAGCAGAGAGCACUGGACAAACUGAAGCACAAAACAAAGGAGCAAACUUGACAAACGGCAUAGGGGAGGGCACGUGAGAGUAGACAUGCCACGUCUAAUGUCAAGAAGCAGCUUGGUUUCCUUUGCCAGAUAUCCUUGUGACCACAUGGAUUGUUGAUUCAAUGGUCCUACACAGGGUAUCUAAAAUGUCGUGUUGCUGCAUAUGACUAAUGAGGCCUCUGGAAUGGCCACAACUGAGGGACACAGCAGCUUCAGGGUCCUGGGAGGACAAAGCUUGACCAUCACAGCUUCUCAGAUCAGCUAAGUCAGACAGAACUGCGGAGAUGGACGUUGAAGGGAAUUCGGAUUCAUCUUCAGCUAGUGUAGUAUCCUUGGAACAGUGGUCUUUAAACUCUUUACAGUCGUCAAAUCUGCCAUUGUUAGACUGUUCCUCUGCAUGCUGUGGCCGGAUAUGUGACCCAUCUUCUGAAAAUGAAGAUGGGCCCUCCAUUCGAUACUCUUUGACAGAGCCAUUUUCAGGGGAUGGAAGAUCUUGCUCUGUCCCCGGAUCAAUAAUCGAUGAGUCUCUUGUCUCAUUGUCUGAGGUGCUAGUGGGGGUCAGGACCUCCCUGGUCUCUGUUUUUAUGUCACCAAUGCAGCUGUCUACAGUGUGCUCCUCA